AUGGUACGUCGAUGUAUUAUCUGUAAGGAUUCAAAGCAGAAUUCGAUAUUUCGGCGUUUUCCUGUAAAUCUGGACAACAAUAAGCCUGACUGGAAAAAAAAAAGGAUAAGGCCAGAUGCUGAACCCAGGCUUGCUGCGUUCAAAGAUCCAUCAUCUUUUAGUUCGGACUCUACCCUUGUUGAAUCACCUGACAGAAACCCGCAGGAAAUCUCUUCUAUUCAAAACCUUUGGAUGAUAAUUUUGAAACUCUCGUGGAGCAGCCCAGUGGGUCUGAAAUCAUUAUUUUGCAGUCUGACAGAAAUAUGGCAGGCCCCUCAAGCAGCCCAGUGA
Messenger RNA from Ceutorhynchus assimilis (cabbage seed weevil), 330 nucleotides. Lineage: Eukaryota; Metazoa; Arthropoda; Insecta; Coleoptera; Curculionidae. The record is from the annotation of a GenBank genome assembly.